Messenger RNA from Scaptodrosophila lebanonensis, 873 nucleotides. RefSeq lists its product as uncharacterized. Bases 1 to 873 code for a protein of 290 amino acids. NCBI's taxonomy places the organism in Eukaryota, Metazoa, Arthropoda, Insecta, Diptera, Drosophilidae. The transcript has a single exon. The record is from RefSeq and is a predicted model, not a curated record.
AUGUUGAAAGAGUUAGGCAUAUAUUUGGCGCUCCUCGCAUGCAUGGCCGCAGGUGAAGCGGCCGUUUUGCGCAAGGAGCAACCAACCACUGUUGUAACCACAUUGGAAGAGACAACCGGGAAGGCAGAAGAAGCUGCAAUGGACAGCACAACGAUUGCUCCCAAAUUCCACCGCGUACCGCUCAGUCGCGAUGAGCAGGCCAGCAUACAAAUUGGCUUGGCCACUGUGGAGCCUUCUAAGCCCGAUUCCGCUCCGACUCAACACACCUCAAACAUAGGCAACCACAACAGUCCCCAACAAAAGUCAGCCAAGCUGUUGCUGCUUAGCACGCCGCCAAAACGUUUCAUUGAGGUCGAGCAGCAAGUGGAGGAGCAGGACGAAGCUGAUGACAAUGUGAGAGGAGGGACGAUGGCAACAGCUACAUCGGAGGCUACAACGAUGGGCAGUGUAGACAGUGAGGAGACAACCAUAAGCAGCACCACCGAGCCAGAAACCACAGAGAUGGGCGACAUCAAGACAACGAAAUUGUUUGCCAUCAAUGCGACCUCAUUGCCCGACACCCCCGCACCCACCGUCGCCGUGGCCCUGGCCAAGGACAAUACCACAAUUGCAAUUGCCGAGCAGCCGCAGGAUGCACGCGGCAACAAUGUGGCCGUGGCUGUUACUCUAGUCGAAGACGAGCCCGAGGCCGAGUACGUGCUGCUUAAUGGCGCCGAUGUGCUGGUGGACGAGGAGGGGCAUGAGGUGCAUUUAGGAAGCUUCACGCACAUUGGCAGCGAUGAGCAUCUGCAGCCGGUGGUCCAUUCCAUUGAAAUUGUGCCCACCAGCUUCGAUGAUCCCCUGCUCGUCGACUAUGUGCACGCUUUGGUCUAA